Molecule: messenger RNA, 2049 nt
Organism: Rasamsonia emersonii CBS 393.64
Lineage: Eukaryota; Fungi; Ascomycota; Eurotiomycetes; Eurotiales; Trichocomaceae
Exons: 2
Coding region: 1-2049 (682 amino acids)
Source: RefSeq, a predicted model, not a curated record
AUGGUCUGGGACUAUGGGUCGAGAGUAUUCCUGGAUUUCUUCCUGCUGCACAGCAUCCCGAUCGGAGUCGCCAUCGCCCUCAUCGUGAUCAACAUCAACGGCAACUACUACACCUACAACGCCACCUGGAUCCCCACGCUCCAGUUCGUCGCCAAAGUGCACGAGCUGCUCAUGCAGGUGUCCAUCGUCACUGUUGCGGUCGCCUAUACCGGCCGACGCCCAUUGCCGUUCGGCGCCAUCUUCUUCGCUUACCAGGUCACCCAGAUGAGCUAUCUGUGGUCUCCCGAAUUUCGGGCCGCGGUGACGGCCUCGGGGUGGCCGGCCUUCGUGAAGGUCCCAUUCUUGCUGUUCGUUGCCUUCAGCACUCUCCUCGCUGCGGCCGUGGGCCUAUCCAGUGCGAUCGCCAUGCAGCCGCGGCCGGUCAAUUUCACGCUGCCGGACUACGGCGUAGCCUUGAAUGUCACCAGCGACAUCCUCUACCCGACUGUCUUGCGUUCGACCAACUUCUCAUCCGUCGAUCCAACGGAUGACUCCGAUCCGUAUGAUGAACGCUUUACCGAGACGUCCCCUGCCUCGGGGUGGGAGUAUCUGGCAUACCUGCCCCCGCUGGAAGACUCGCAGACCGGCGUCCAGCCCAAGUCUGUCCCGAACAAACAAUUUGGCGGUAUGCUGCCGGAAAUGAUCAUGCCGGAUGUCUACUCGUCCCAAAUGGCCACAUACACUCCCCGGGCGGGGAUCGAUUCGGGAAUGGAGCCGGAGGUGACCCGAUCAAUAUACGUCCAGUACGCGCCCAACAGCACAAUUGUUACCGUUCAACAUGUCCCCGUAGCCCUUGCUCUGCAACUUGGCAUUGAAAUGUAUGCCGGGAAACUUGUGUACGGUAAACCGGAAUUGUACGACGAAGCGAUGCCGAUGGUCAUCGAUGCCAGGAUUGACAUGCCUCAGGCGUACGCCAGCGCCUACUGUGUGAUGAAUACCAUCAGGGACAAAUAUGAUGAAGAUCCGAUCAACUUUCCCACCACCUACAUCGCCGGGUGCCACGGGAAUGACUGUCCCUGGAACUCUGAACCGUACGGCGAACCGACCCAUACCCUGAACCCGCCUCCAGCCACGGUUGCGUAUACGGCCAUCAGCCGGAGAGAGAUCUUGGAACAGGCACGGCAGAAGCCCGAGGGGCGGAUUAUCUGGAUCGACGAUGUGGCUGUGACGAGUCCCGUCAAUGGGACGGCGUUGGGCGCCAUCGUCGUGCAGGGUGACUUCUGUAGCGCAAAUCAGACCAACCUGACGACGUCGGCAUGCCUCGUGGGAGCACAAUGGGCCAACACGACCACCUACAUGCAUAAUAUCCCAGGAAGCGGGAUGCACACGGGACUCGUGGCGCAAAACCUGCUGUCUCCGGAUGACCUCGUCACGGUGCCUCGCUGGACGCAGCAGCCGUCGAUCUCGAUGAGCAAAACGUGGGCAGAGCAGGGGUUGAACCCAACCACGAGCAUUAACAACCGCACCGUAGCCGACAUUCUGCUGGGCCAGUUGCCGCUGACGAGCUAUAUCUGUCCUGUCGGAGGAGAUUUCCUGCCGAACUACUACCAGCAGGACGCGGCCAUCACCCACUCGUCCAACGGCUGGGGGCGUCCGUUUCUGCACGAGAGACUCAUCGCAGCCCUGGUCGCAAACGGGCUGUCGCACGCCGCAGGAGUCGUCGAGCUGUGGACGCUUACCGGAGGUGACGGGAUCACAAUCAAGGUAGCAUUAGCGAUCCUGUUUGUGUACUGCGUGUACGCGGUAGCCUAUGCGUUAUAUUCUGUAGGCACGAUGAGAGCCUCGCACACGUGGUCGACCAUCUCGGGACUGACGGCGCUGGCGAUGAACUCGACACCCAGCGCCGAACUCAAGAAUACGGGCGCGGUGAUCGAGCACACGGAGACGUUCAGGAAACUGCUCAGUGUGCGCGAGACAGAGGUCGACGGGCGGUUGGAGUUGGUGUUCAAACGAGAUGAAGAUGGGAAGGGGCCGUAUCGACGAGUUGUUCGGGACAAGAAGUACUCUUAG